Molecule: messenger RNA, 1649 nt
Organism: Brassica rapa (field mustard)
Lineage: Eukaryota; Viridiplantae; Streptophyta; Magnoliopsida; Brassicales; Brassicaceae
Product: short-chain dehydrogenase reductase 3b
Source: RefSeq, a predicted model, not a curated record
AUGAUAAGAAAAAAAAUAAAAGAAAAAUAAAAGAUUAACCCAACGGUAACAAAAUUUGAAAAGGUUACUGUUGCUUUAAAAUUUAAAUGAGACCGUUGUUGUAAUAAAGGUAAUCAAAAUCUCCACCUGUCAAUAUAUAGCUUUGAUGAGAAAUAAAAGAUGUUUUUCUCCUCCGCGUAGAGGGUUAAUGUUCUUCUGGAUCACCAGCUUCUUCAUGUAUACUUCCUCUAUAAAUCGUAUCGUGACUCUCUCUCUCUUUCUCGAUUCCAUUAUUUCUCUACUUUGUCAACCCAAACAACAUUGGCGUCGACCUCUCCUUCCUUCAGCAGGGAGGAAAAAAGAUUCAACCGGCUGUGACGUUUCAAACAAAAAAGCUCCAUGAGUCCGUAUUCUGAUGAUCUUACAUCAAAAAGUGGCAACGUGCUUGUGAAGGAGACCCUUUGCCUGCCACCAACCCUCACAUUGCUUCAGGGAAGCUAGCUAGUGCUUUGACCAGGUCGUCGUGUCAAGCAAAAGACAUCAACACACAAGGAUCCGACUCCAUAUGACUUCUAUAGUCCACAACAAAAUGCUUACGAAUCAUCAAGUCGUGAUUGUGAAGGAUGAUUACUUUGAUCGGAUGAUGCCUUCGUUCUUCACUUGUUUUCUGUUAAUCAGAUUGGAGGGCAAAGUCGUAAUCAUCACGGGCGGAGCAAGCGGGAUUGGAGCUGAGUCCGUCAGGUUAUUCACCAAACACGGCGCCCGAGUCGUUAUAGUUGAUGUACAAGACGAGCUCGGUCAAGAACUUUCUGUUUCCAUCGGAGAAGACAAGGCAAGUUACUAUCAUUGCGAUGUCACAAAUGAGACAGAAGUAGAAAACGCCGUCAAGUACACCGUCGACAAACACGGAAGGCUUGACGUUCUGUUUAGUAACGCCGGCGUUAUAGAGCCGUUUGUGAGCAUUCUUGACCUAAAUCUUGACGCGUUAGACCGAACUAUCGCCGUUAACCUCCGUGGCGCAGCCGCCUUUUUUAAACACGCGGCACGUGCCAUGGUGGAGAAAGGCACGCGUGGCUCCAUCAUUUGCACCACCAGCAUCGCCGCUGAGAUCGCCGGGACGGCACCACACGGAUAUACUGCGUCGAAGCAUGGGCUGUUAGGACUGAUCAAAUCAGCUUCUGGCGGGUUGGGGAAGUACGGGAUAAGAGUAAAUGGCGUUGCUCCGUUUGGGGUGGCCACACCAUUAGUUUGCAACGGAUUCAAUAUGGAGCCAAACGUGGUCGAGGAAAACACGUCAGCGUCGGCGAAUCUGAAGGGAAUUGUGUUGAAAGCUAGCCAUGUGGCAGAGGCUGCUCUGUUUCUAGCAUCGGAUGAGUCGGCUUACGUAAGCGGUCAGAACCUGGCUGUUGACGGCGGUUACACGGUGGUUAAGUCGUAGCUACAACUUGGCCACAUGAUGAUGAGUUUUUAAAUUUUUUAUAAAAUUGUUGUUUAAAAUUAUUUGGGUCAAAAGUUGACUUGGAUACAUGGGGAUUGAAUAGUUUCUGAGGUAAGCAAGUUGCCUUGAAACGUGGGAUGUUGCAUUUUUAUUUGGAAACAUGCAUCCAUGAUCCCAUUAUCCAACUUAUUGCAGAUCUCGAGGAUAAUAAACUAAACAACUAUUUUUAUAA